Messenger RNA from Melitaea cinxia (Glanville fritillary), 583 nucleotides. Its product is annotated as ATP synthase subunit O, mitochondrial-like. Gene Ontology annotation, biological process: proton motive force-driven mitochondrial ATP synthesis. Lineage: Eukaryota; Metazoa; Arthropoda; Insecta; Lepidoptera; Nymphalidae. Gene Ontology annotation, molecular function: proton-transporting ATP synthase activity, rotational mechanism. The record is from RefSeq and is a predicted model, not a curated record. Bases 1 to 579 code for a protein of 192 amino acids. The transcript is spliced from 3 exons.
AUGUGUACAAUAACAAAGUCCAUAAACACGCCGAUACCAGUAUUUGGGAUUGAAGGACGAUACGUAUCUGCGCUAUAUAGCGCUGCGCUUAAAACGAAACAAAUAGAUGAAGUAGAAAAACAUAUUCGUGCUUUCGAAAAAGAACUUGUUAAACCAAAAAUACUAGAAUUCCUCGAAACGGGCAUGAUUUCUUCAACUGAAAAAGCAAAACUUUUAAAGGAAGUCGGUGAACAAACAGGAAUGCCUCCAACAGCAGUGAAUUUUUUAGUAAUCGUAGCCGACAACGGUCGCUUGAAUUUAUUGAAGCGUAUCAUUAAAAUGUUCUUCGCGGUCAUGCAGGCUCAUAGAAAUGAGGCUUUAUGCGAAGUUAUAACCGCUAAGCCUCUUGACGAAGAGUCACGCAGAGCCCUUAUGGAUGCCCUUAAAAAGUUUGUAAAGGAAAAAAAUAUUCAACUCACUGAAAAAGUAGAUCCAAAGAUUAUAGGAGGCGUAAUAGUUGGUGUAGAAGAUAAACACAUCGAUAUGAGUAUUUCAAGGAAGAUUCAAAUGUAUACUGAUAUUAUUAAACAAUCAGUCUAAUGUA